AGACAAAAGCCAGAGUACAAGGAUUGUCUGUGGGAUUUUGCUGACAUGCUGUAUUGUUUGGAUGCAAGGCAGACCCACGGUAUGAGACUCAAGAGGGAAAAUUACUAAAAGAUGACCUUCAAACAAGCAACUGGUGAAAGAGCACCGACAACCAUCAUGCCCCCAACCCAGAAGCCCUCCUUUGGUAGUAGCACCCUGGUCACCGUGGAUAUUGUGGUCCUGGUUGUCUACUUCCUGCUGAUUCUGGCUGUGGGUUUCUGGUCCAUGUGGAGAACGAAGCGCAGCACAGUGGAUGGAUACUUCUUAGCUGGCAAGAGUAUGACAUGGUGGCCCGUUGGUGCCUCACUGUUUGCCAGUAACAUUGGCAGUGGACAUUUCAUCGGUCUGGCCGGGUCAGGAGCUGCAGCAGGAAUUGGGGCGAUAGCUUACGAAUGGAAUGGAAUAUUUAUGGUGUUGCUGCUCGGAUGGCUCUUCCUGCCCAUUUACAUUUCUUCUGGGGUAACAACCAUGCCAGAAUACUUGCAGAAGCGCUUCGGUGGAAGAAGAACGCAGUUAUUUAUAGCCGUCCUGUCCCUGUUUAUUUACAUCUUUACAAAAAUAUCGGUGGACAUGUAUGCAGGUGCUGUGUUCAUCCAGCUUGCUUUGAAAUGGAAUAUCUACCUGGCCGUGGUGCUGCUGCUCGCGGUGACUGCCCUGUACACCGUAGCAGGCGGUCUUGCUGCAGUCAUCUACACUGACGCAGCUCAAACUGCAAUCAUGCUGGCCGGAGCUCUCACCCUCAUGGGCUUUAGUUUUGUUGAGGUCGGAGGUUGGAAUGCGCUGAUGGAGGGAUAUUUCACCGCCAUUCCCUCGGUCCGUGUCCCCAACUCGACCUGUGGCAUCCCUCGAGAUGACGCCUUUCAUAUAUUCAGAGACCCGGUGAACUCUGACCUGCCCUGGCCUGGUGUCAUCAUCGGCAUGUCCGUCCCCUCCAUGUGGUAUUGGUGUUCUGAUCAGGUGAUUGUGCAGCGCUCUCUGGCUGCAAAGACUUUGACCCACGCUAAGGGGGGGUCUCUUCUGGCUGCAUACCUGAAAGUUCUGCCUUUCUUUGCCAUCAUGCUCCCUGGGUUGAUCAGCAGGAUCCUCUACACAGAUGAAGUGGCGUGUGCAGACCCUGACCUGUGUAAACAGAUUUGUGGGAACUCAGUGGGCUGUUCAGACAUUGCAUAUGCCAAACUGGUUAUGGAGCUUCUCCCUGCAGGACUGCGAGGACUCAUGAUGGCGGUGAUGAUUGCUGCUCUCAUGUCGUCUCUGACCUCCAUCUUCAACAGCUCCAGUACCAUUUUCACCAUGGAUUUAUGGAAGAGCUUCAGAUCUCGUGCUUCUGAAUGGGAGCUCAUGAUUGUGGGGAGGGUGUUUGUGCUUGUCCUGGUGGCGGUGUCAGUGCUCUGGAUUCCUGUCGUCCAGGCCAGUCAGGGUGGCCAGCUCUUCAUCUACAUCCAGUCCAUCAGUACCUACCUGCAGCCCCCUGUAAGCAUCAUCUUCCUCUUGGGCUGCUUCUGGAAGAGGACUAAUGAGCAAGGCGCCUUCUGGGGUCUCGUUAUUGGUCUCACAGUGGGCUGCAUACGCAUGUUGUUGGACUUCAUCUACCCUGCACCACUGUGCUUUGAACAGGACGACAGACCCGGCGUGCUGAAAUACGUCCAUUACCUCUACUUCUCCAUGCUGCUGUCCUUCAUCACCCUGGCUGUGGUGGUUGUAAUCAGCCUGGCUACUGAGGAGCCCAGUCCAGAACAGAUAAGUCGUCUCACUUGGUUCACAAGGUUUGAUCCGGUGAAGCCAAAAGAGCAAGAGAUCCCAGAGGAACACAGACGGACAGAAAGCAGAAAUGGACAAGCCGUCGAUCAAAGGAGAGACUCAGCUUUGUCUGUGUCCAGUCCUCCCAGUCAGUCCAGGUUCAUGUCUGCCAUCUACUGGUUGUGUGGGAUGGAAAGACGAAGUGAAACGGACAGCAACACUGGGGCUCCGCCUGCGCCUGAGCAGAUCAUCUGUACUCUGGAUGAAAAGCCAAGUCUACGGCACCUUGUCAAUGCCAACCUCAUCAUUUGCCUCUCGGUGACAGUCUUCAUCAUCGGUUACUGGGCUUGA
Gambusia affinis (western mosquitofish) is the source of this 2127-nucleotide messenger RNA. It is a transcript of the gene slc5a11, whose product is annotated as solute carrier family 5 member 11. Gene Ontology annotation, biological process: transmembrane transport. The transcript has 16 exons. The record is from RefSeq and is a predicted model, not a curated record. Gene Ontology annotation, molecular function: D-glucose:sodium symporter activity. NCBI's taxonomy places the organism in Eukaryota, Metazoa, Chordata, Actinopteri, Cyprinodontiformes, Poeciliidae. The coding region runs from base 112 to 2127 and encodes 671 amino acids. Gene Ontology annotation, cellular component: plasma membrane.